ACACAUAAGCGGCAGGGCACUCGGGGACUGGCCCAAGCGCACAGACCAACACACACACACACACACACACGCAAACACAUACACACACACACUAACGCACACAGUCCUUUCACACACCUCACACACGCGCCCUCCCCUCUCCCAGCAAGGCACCCUGCGCGACCUCUCACCAUUGGCCAAGUCCCGAAGCCCUCAGCAUCUCCAUCACGGCUGCAGGGGCCAUUCGGGAAAGCAGGAGACAGAGGUGGACAACAGUAUGAGGAUGCUUGUGCGGCUCGUGUUCGGACUCUUUGUCCUCAAAGCAGUGGUGGCUGGUCCCAGAUUUUCCCGACAGGUGGACGCAUACGACAACUAUGAUGUGGAUCUAGACAACUUAAAUUUGGAGACCUAUGAGUAUGAAGAUGGGCUUACAAUUGAUGAUCCUCAGAUAGAGAUUGGAACACUGCCCCCACCUGACUAUCACUACCCUGUGCCCGAGGCCCCAUAUGAAGAACAAGUAGAAGAGGAGGAAGAGGAGCAGGAGUUGCCUAUAACCCCCCGGCUCAUCCCUCAGGGUUCAGGGGGAUCCGGGGAUCUCAUGGGCCCAAACACACAGAAAGAGGUGGAGCUGCAUCUGACGCCCAUUGACAUCCUUCCCGUGCCCGGUGAUUUUGGGGGCUCCGUAGGGUCCGGAACCUCGGGGGCUUCUGGGACUUCUGGGGCUUCUGGGUCAGGAGGCUCAGGGGACCUGCUGGUCUCCAGUGGCUCUGGGGGUUCCGGUGACAAUAUCCUGAUCUCGGGAGCCUCCGAGGAGCUUGUGAGCUCUGGGGGUUCCGGUGACAUUAUCCUGAUCUCGGGAGCCUCCGAGGAGCUCGUGAGCUCUGGGGGUUCCGGUGACAAUAUGCUGAUCUCGGGAGCCUCCGAGGAGCUCGUGAGCUCUGGGGGUUCCGGUGACAUUAUCCUGAUCUCGGGAGCCUCCGAGGAGCUCGUGAGCUCUGGGGGUUCCGGUGACAUUAUCCUGAUCUCGGGAGCCUCCGAGGAGCUUGUGAGCUCUGGGGGUUCCGGUGACAUUAUCCUGAUCUCCGGAGCCUCUGAGGAGCUUGUGAGCUCUGGGGGUUCCGGGGACAAUAUCCUGAUCUCGGGAGCCUCCGAGGAGCUUGUGAGCUCUGGGGGUUCCGGUGACAUUAUCCUGAUCUCCGGAGCCUCUGAAGAGCUUGUGAGCUCUGGAGGAUCUGGGGAAUUCUUGGUAUCUGGGGAUAUCCUGAUAUCUGGGGAUCUCUCGGGGUCCGGGGAUAUUUCUGGAGCCUCCGGGGACCUCGGCUCUGGGGUUUCCACUGAAUUCCCGCUGGGCUCCGGAGAGUCUGGGGACCAGUCUGGUUCUGGGUUCUCUGGAGAUCUCUUGACCUCAGGGACCUCCGGAAGCUCUGGGCUUUCUGGGGACUCUGGUGAGUCUGCUGACUCAGGGAUAACAUUGUUAUCUGGAGAGGAGGAGCUGCCCCUCAUUUCUGAGCCGACCCCUAGCGAGGCGUCAGGUGCUCCAGAGUUCUCAGGAGCUUCAGGAACCUCAGGGGCCUCUGGGGAUCUCGGAGCCUCUGGAGAAUUAGAGUUCUCUGGAUCCCCUGGGGCAUCAGGUGUCUCUGGCUCUGGAGAGAAAGAGGUCCCUGAGGUCACUCUUGUCCCUGACACUGAGAAAGAGGAGGGGCUGCUUCCAGUGACACCAGAAACCCCUCAGGAGGGUGCUGGCGGUGUGGAAGAGUCAGGGAGCUCAGGGGAGCCUGACGAGCCCGAAGAGCCUGUGAUUGACCGGACAGGUAUGCCCACGUGCCUGCUGUGCACAUGCCUCGGCGGUUCGGUCUACUGCGAUGACUUGAAGCUAGGGAGUGUUCCGCCUCUUCCCAAAGAUACCACUCAUUUCUACGCCCGCUACACCGAAUCACCAAGAUCAACAAGUCCUGACUUCGCCUUCAUGAAUAAGCUGAAGAGGAUCGACCUGACCGCCAACGAGAUAACGUCCAUCGACGAGAGGGCCUUUUUGGGUCUGCCCGAGCUGGAGGAGCUGGUGAUUCGAGAGAACCACAUCUCACAGCUGCCCGCCCUCCCGGAGACAAUGAGCCUGAUCGACGCCAGCCACAAUGACAUCGGCAGCAAGGGCGUCCACCAAGAGGCGUUCAAAGACAUGACGGGCCUGCUGUACCUGUACCUAACGGACAACCACAUCGAUUACAUCCCUGUGCCUCUACCGUACAGCCUAAGGUCUCUACACCUACAGCGUAACAACAUUCAAAUGAUGCACGGGGACACAUUCUGCAACCUGAAAGAUUUCAACUACAUCAGGAACGCACUGGAGGACAUCCGUCUGGACGGCAACCCCAUCAACCUCAGCAGGACCCCGCAGGCCUACGUGUGCCUGCCCCGGAUCCCCAUCGGGAACCUCAUUUAACCACACCGACCCCCUCGAAUGCAACCACAUGCACAAAUGCUUGUACAUAUUGACACACGCGCGCAACAUCCGCCGCUCCUCAAACAGUCGAUUCAAUUUCAGUUCCAAGCGGCCACGCACGCUGCAGGCUUACACCACACGGAUCAGUUAACUGAUUUAUACUCUGGAAAAACAUCCACAAAUUAGUCAGAUUCUGGCAAUACAUCGCUCUACUUCACAACGCAAGCACACCUACGGACACACAAACACGUACGCGCAAGAAGUCGCUCAAAAGCCAAACCGUUCCGCAACUUGAUUAAACGAAAACAGUGGGUGGCAUUUUGGAGAAAUGCGUUUAUUAUAUAAAACCUCAAAUGGCAUGUAUGUGUCGGUUUAAUGUCUGUUCAUGACUGGCGAAAAAAAUUAAAAAAAACAGUAAUAUUGUUUAAAUGUUUGUUUUGUAAAAAUAAUAGUAUUAAUAUUAUUGAAAAAAACACUUUUGGAAAUGUAUACUAGCACAAAGUUAUUGAAGCUGGAGCUUAAUGGAGGGUAAAUUGAUGAUAAUGCAAUAAAAAACGCAUUUAAACACAA
Messenger RNA from Gasterosteus aculeatus aculeatus (three-spined stickleback), 2989 nucleotides. RefSeq names its product epiphycan (gene epyc). Gene Ontology annotation, biological process: bone development; articular cartilage development. Gene Ontology annotation, cellular component: extracellular matrix. The record is from RefSeq and is a predicted model, not a curated record. Lineage: Eukaryota; Metazoa; Chordata; Actinopteri; Perciformes; Gasterosteidae. Gene Ontology annotation, molecular function: protein binding.